Messenger RNA from Gorilla gorilla gorilla (western lowland gorilla), 4401 nucleotides. It is a transcript of the gene ZNRF3, whose product is annotated as zinc and ring finger 3. The record is from RefSeq and is a predicted model, not a curated record. The coding region runs from base 1641 to 4202 and encodes 853 amino acids. Lineage: Eukaryota; Metazoa; Chordata; Mammalia; Primates; Hominidae. The transcript is spliced from 8 exons.
UGUUCCAGGCUCCGGCUUUAGAUGGCUGUGUCUCUCAAGCCUUCAAGCCUAUGCUUAAGUCUCUUGUUACCCCAAAUUAGAGCACCAUUGAGUUGGGGAUUUUGAAGCUGUGGUAGAAUUUGCCACCAGUUCACCCAGAGAGCGAAGGCGCCAGAGCUUCGCACCAGGUGGGGAAAGCAGCCAAACCUGCACUUUCCUGGGGUUGGGCCACUGUGUGGUGUGGCCAUAUUUCUCCGCAGGUUGCAGGAUGAACUCCAUCAGUCUUUUAGGCUGGAGGAAAGUCAAGGCCCCCUAGUGAUAAUGGGAGGAGGCUGUAAAAAUUCACAUACAGCCUGUUCUUGUGGACAUGGCCAAGGGUAGUCAUCUGGCCAGCUUUCUUUUGGUAAAGGUACUAAGGGAGGCUCCCAUUCCUGCAGAAUGGAUGGAACAAACACUGCAAGUGGUUGGGCUUGUUUUCAGAGAGCUUUGAUAUCCAGAGAUGAGCACACGCAGGGGCUGGGGCCUGAUACAGAUCCACAACAAGGCCAAGUCACUUUUAGUGCCUGGGGUCGAGGUUGGCCGGAGGAGACACGAUGCCUGCAUUCGAACUGACAACCAGUAAAAAGGCUGUCAGGAAAUGCAACAGCAGAAGAUGGCACCAGUAAUAAGAAACCGAAUCCUGAGAAUCUUAAAGUGCUAAGAAUAUUAUGUUCCAAGAAAAUUUGGUAGAGAACAGACCUUUCUCAAAAGUCAAAGGGAGGAGAUAGGUGGCCUAGAGUGAGCUGCAAUCAGUGCUUUCAGUAGCAGGACCCAUGGUGUUUGAUGCUAACCCCUAGGGCAAAAGCUGAUCUUUUAGGUUAAUCAACAAACAUUUCUUGGCCAUUUACCCUGUGCCAGGCCUUUUGCCGGGUUCUGGGAAUUCAGCAGGAAAGAAGUCUGACACACUGGCUGCCCUUUAGUGAAGGAGGCAUUUUAAGUAAACAAUGACAGUGUGAUGUCAUAAGUGCCACAGUGGUGGAGCACAGCAUAAGGCCACUGGGCACCGCAGCCUGAGGGAAUAAUACCUGAACAGAAAGAGAGAAGCAGUAAAUGAACCCUGUGGCGGGGGGUGGGUAAUGUGCUCCUCAUUGUUGGUCUCCUGUUACCCCAAAUGUGGCCACCAUUGAGUUUGGGAUUUUGAAGAGAACUAAAAGAAGCUCAGUCUAGGCCAGGUGUGGUGGCUCAGGCCUGUAAUCCCAGCACUUUGGGAGGCCAAGGAGGGUGGAUCACCUGAGGCCAGGAGUUCGAGACCAGCCUGGCCAACAUGGUGAAACCCCGUCUCUACUAAAAGUAGAGAAAAUUAGCCGGGCAUGAGGGUGCACACCUGUAAUCCCAACUACUCGGGAGGCUGAGGCAGGAUAAUCGCUUGAACCCAGGAGGUGGAGGCUGCAGUGAGCUAAGAUUGUGCCACUGCACUCCAGCAUGAGCGACAGAGUGAGACUCCAUCUCAAAAAAAAAAAAAAAAAAAAAAAGGCUCAAUCUAGUUCAACUUAGGAGUUUGAGUGUUGUGUUCAGAAACAAUAAGCAGGAGGAGGUCACAUCUUACCCUAAGAGGAGCACAGUCAUUGGAGAAGGGUGGUGCAGGUCAGAUCCAUGAUUGAGAACGGUCCCUCUGCUACUGCAUGGAGACCGUGUUGGGGAGGGGGCAGGGGCGUGCAAGGUGGGCUGGGCUCAGGAGCCCCCAGAAGAGAAUGUUGUUGGGACUUGUGAGAAAUCUGGUGUCCUGGCCAGGGUGGCAGCAGUGGGAUGAAAAAACGAUGGAUGGAUUUGGAAGUCAGAAUCAGCAAAAUUUGGCCAAGCGAGCAGUACAGCGGGGAGCUACUGCAGUCAUCUUUGAUGUGUCUGAAAACCCAGAAGCUAUUGAUCAGCUGAACCAGGGCUCUGAAGACCCGCUCAAGAGGCCAGUGGUGUAUGUGAAGGGUGCAGAUGCCAUUAAGCUGAUGAACAUCGUCAACAAGCAGAAAGUGGCUCGAGCAAGGAUCCAGCACCGCCCUCCUCGACAACCCACUGAAUACUUUGACAUGGGGAUUUUCCUGGCUUUCUUCGUCGUGGUCUCCUUGGUCUGCCUCAUCCUCCUUGUCAAAAUCAAGCUGAAGCAGCGACGCAGUCAGAAUUCCAUGAACAGGCUGGCUGUGCAGGCUCUGGAGAAGAUGGAAACCAGAAAGUUCAACUCCAAGAGCAAGGGGCGCCGGGAGGGGAGCUGUGGGGCCCUGGACACACUCAGCAGCAGCUCCACGUCCGACUGUGCCAUCUGUCUGGAGAAGUACAUUGAUGGAGAGGAGCUGCGGGUCAUCCCCUGUACUCACCGGUUUCACAGGAAGUGCGUGGACCCCUGGCUGCUGCAGCACCACACCUGCCCCCACUGUCGGCACAACAUCAUAGAACAAAAGGGAAACCCAAGCGCGGUGUGUGUGGAGACCAGCAACCUCUCACGUGGUCGGCAGCAGAGGGUGACCCUGCCGGUGCAUUACCCCGGCCGCGUGCACAGGACCAACGCCAUCCCAGCUUACCCUACGAGGACAAGCAUGGACUCCCACGGCAACCCCGUCACCUUACUGACCAUGGACCGGCACGGGGAGCAGAGCCUCUAUUCCCCGCAGACCCCCGCCUACAUCCGCAGCUACCCACCCCUCCACCUGGACCACAGCCUAGCCGCUCACCGCUGCGGCCUGGAGCACCGGGCCUACUCCCCAGCCCACCCCUUCCGCAGGCCCAAGUUGAGUGGCCGCAGCUUCUCCAAGGCAGCUUGCUUCUCCCAGUAUGAGACCAUGUACCAGCACUACUACUUCCAGGGCCUCAGCUACCCGGAGCAGGAGGGGCAGUCCCCACCUAGCCUCGCGCCCCGGGGCCCGGCCCGUGCCUUUCCUCCCAGCGGCAGUGGCAGCCUGCUCUUCCCCACCGUGGUGCACGUGGCCCCGCCCUCCCACCUGGAGAGCGGCAGCACGUCCAGCUUCAGCUGCUAUCACGGCCACCGCUCGGUGUGCAGUGGCUACCUGGCCGACUGCCCAGGCAGCGACAGCAGCAGCAGCAGCAGCAGCUCCGGCCAGUGCCACUGUUCCUCCAGUGACUCUGUGGUAGACUGCACUGAGGUCAGCAACCAGGGCGUGUACGGGAGCUGCUCCACCUUCCGCAGCUCCCUCAGCAGCGACUAUGACCCCUUCAUCUACCGCAGCCGGAGCCCCUGUCGUGCCAGUGAGGCGGGGGGCUCGGGCAGCUCGGGCCGGGGACCUGCCCUGUGCUUCGAGGGCUCCCCGCCUCCCGAGGAGCUCCCGGCGGUGCACAGUCAUGGUGCUGGUGGGCGGGGCGAGCCUUGGCCGGGCCCUGCCUCUCCCUCGGGGGAUCAGGUGUCCACCUGCAGCCUGGAGAUGAACUACAGCAGCAACUCCUCCCUGGAGCACAGGGGGCCCAAUAGCUCUACCUCAGAAGUGGGGCUCGAGGCUUCUCCUGGGGCCGCCCCUGACCUCAGGAGGACCUGGAAGGGGGGCCACGAGUUGCCGUCGUGUGCCUGCUGCUGCGAGCCCCAGCCCUCCCCAGCCGGGCCUAGCGCCGGAGCAGCUGGCAGCAGCACCUUGUUCCUGGGGCCCCACCUCUACGAGGGCUCUGGCCCGGCGGGUGGGGAGCCCCAGUCAGGAAGCUCCCAGGGCCUGUACGGCCUUCACCCCGACCAUUUGCCCAGGACAGAUGGGGUGAAAUACGAGGGCCUGCCCUGCUGCUUCUAUGAAGAGAAGCAGGUGGCCCGCGGGGGCGGAGGGGGCAGCGGCUGCUACACUGAGGACUACUCGGUGAGUGUGCAGUACACGCUCACCGAGGAGCCCCCGCCCGGCUGCUACCCCGGGGCCCGGGACCUGAGCCAGCGCAUCCCCAUCAUUCCAGAGGAUGUGGACUGUGAUCUGGGCCUGCCCUCGGACUGCCAAGGGACCCACAGCCUCGGCUCCUGGGGUGGGAGGCGAGGCCCGGAUACCCCACGGCCCCACAGGGGCCUGGGAGCAACCCGGGAAGAGGAGCGGGCUCUGUGUUGCCAGGCUAGGGCCCUGCUGAGGCCUGGCUGCCCUCCGGAGGAGGCGGGUGCUGUCAGGGCCAGCUUCCCUAGUGCCCUCCAGGACACUCAGGAGUCCAGCGCCACGGCCACUGAGGCUGCAGGACCGAGAUCUCACUCAGCAGACAGCAGCAGCCCGGGAGCCUGAGCUCAGGAGGAACUCUUACCUGGAAAUUGGGAACUGUAUGGAGACUCCAAACUGACUUCUUUCAAAAAACAAAAACAAAAAAAUUUUUUAGCUUUGACACACAAAAGUGGUAAUAAAGAGAGCCCUCCUUAUCAACCCAAAAUGUGAGCCCCCUGUGGCAAAACCACCCCCUACCCCAUUAACAAAUCAACAGACAAAA